Nannospalax galili (Upper Galilee mountains blind mole rat) is the source of this 838-nucleotide messenger RNA. RefSeq names its product podoplanin (gene Pdpn). Gene Ontology annotation, biological process: Rho protein signal transduction; cell-cell adhesion; positive regulation of extracellular matrix disassembly. Gene Ontology annotation, cellular component: basolateral plasma membrane; filopodium; lamellipodium. Gene Ontology annotation, molecular function: signaling receptor binding; chemokine binding; protein-folding chaperone binding. The transcript is spliced from 6 exons. Lineage: Eukaryota; Metazoa; Chordata; Mammalia; Rodentia; Spalacidae. The coding region runs from base 281 to 799 and encodes 172 amino acids. The record is from RefSeq and is a predicted model, not a curated record.
CAGGGGCAGGGACCACCUGACGCCCACCCGCUCCCCGCCCGGGUCUGGAGACAUAAAUGCUGACCGUGCCGCGAAGUUGCCAGCCGCCAAGUUUGCCCUGCCAGCACCGCGGGCCAGGGAAGCCGGGCUCUGGCUGUUGGGAGGACUUUUGCGCGCCGCAUUCCAUCCUCGUCCCGUGCUCUUCCAGGCUGGGCCUGUGACUACCGAACUUUUUUUCAUCUCCCAACCCACAAAAACCACCAGCUUCUGAGGCCCUAAAGAGAACCAGCCGACUGGAAAGAUGUGGACCGCGCCGGUGCUGCUCUGGAUUUUGGGAAGCGUGUGGCUCUGGGGCUCGGUACAGGGAGCGGCUAUAGGUGGGCUAGAAGAUGAGAUUGUCACCCCAGGCACAGACAAUGGCAUGGUGACCCCAGGUCUAGAAGACAAACUAGCAACCACGGCUGCUACUGAAGAGUCUUCUGUGUCUACCCACAAGGCAGCUCAGGCCCUGACAAGCACAGAGAGCAGAACAAAGUCUCCCAUUGAGGAGCUGCCAACUCCAGGAGGCUCCAUCCAAGGUCAUGAAGAAAAUAAGAGUACGACCACUGUCAAAGUUGUAACUAGCCACUCUGUGGACAAGAAGACCAGUCACCCCAAUAGAGACAACACACUUGAAGAAACACAAACGACAGGUAAGAAAGGUGGCUUGGCAGUUGUGACCCUGGUUGGAAUCAUAGUUGGGGUCUUGUUAGCCAUCGGCUUUAUUGGAGGCAUCAUCAUUGUGAUUAUGCGGAAAAUCUCAGGAAGGUUCUCGCCCUAAAGAGCUUCAAGGAUCAGGCCAUUCUCCCAACAUAUCUGA